Messenger RNA from Vicia villosa (hairy vetch), 813 nucleotides. Its product is annotated as vegetative cell wall protein gp1-like. Bases 1 to 813 code for a protein of 270 amino acids. Lineage: Eukaryota; Viridiplantae; Streptophyta; Magnoliopsida; Fabales; Fabaceae. The record is from RefSeq and is a predicted model, not a curated record. The transcript has 3 exons.
AUGGCAGAAUUCAUGGGAGUUCAACAACCCAAGAGGAGAAAUAACCAAUCCUCUUAUCGUGAAGGAGAUCUCAUUCUAGAACGUAUCCAAAAUGCGGUUCCUCCGCCUGGUGCAACCACUGCUGGCGUGAUUCCUCCACAAAGAACAACAAUGGUCGAAAGGAAUCGGGUAAUAGAUUUAGAGGCUUCGAAUCAAAGAACUGUUCCCGUCCAGCAAGAGUUUAAGGAAGAAAGACCCAGAUUAAGGGAAAAUAGAAGAAAAAGGAUGAAGCCGUGGCCAAUCAGAAGCUUGACGGAACAGCCGCACACCGACCUCCGCGCAACCACCGGAAGCUCCGCCUUCGGUGAACCAACAACACCGCGAGAAGCCCUCCGUUCCGAUCACCCACCUCCGAUCGCGGCAACACCAGAUCCAGCGUCUCCGCCAUCUCCUCCACCACCUCAGCCGAAGCCGCAUACAACCGGCACCGCCCUAUUCAGUCCUCUGAUUGCAAGCCACCGUGGCGGAUCUAAACAAUGGGAAAAUAGAAGAAAAAGGAUGAAGCCGUGGCCAAUCAGAAGCUUGACGGAACAGCCGCACACCGACCUCCGCGCAACCACCGGAAGCUCCGCCUUCGGUGAACCAACAACACCGCGAGAAGCCCUCCGUUCCGAUCACCCACCUCCGAUCGCGGCAACACCAGAUCCAGCGUCUCCGCCAUCUCCUCCACCACCUCAGCCGAAGCCGCAUACAACCGGCACCGCCCUAUUCAGUCCUCUGAUUGCAAGCCACCGUGGCGGAUCUAAACAAUGGGUUAAAAAAAAAGGAUCUUGA